This is a messenger RNA of Lottia gigantea (owl limpet), 1728 nucleotides long. RefSeq lists its product as hypothetical. NCBI's taxonomy places the organism in Eukaryota, Metazoa, Mollusca, Gastropoda, Lottiidae. The transcript has a single exon. The record is from RefSeq and is a predicted model, not a curated record. The coding region runs from base 1 to 1728 and encodes 575 amino acids. Gene Ontology annotation, molecular function: protein binding.
AUGGUGCAAUUUGGUAAUGUCAAAAUAACUGUUAUUUACAUUUCUAAAACUAUCAUGGAAGACGAUUCGCCGAAUUUUGGAACGGAGAGCACUUAUAGAGAAAUAUCAACCAAUGGUAACGCCUUUGUUGGUACAGAUAUUAAUAGCUUGGUUCUUCAAACGAUAAUAGGAGAAAGUUUUGAAAACAGUGCCAGAAACAAACAGCCUGAAGAAUGUAUAUCAAAUGAUUCAAAUAGAAACACAGUGGGUGUUUACAAUGACGAGCGUGAUGCCAAUGUACCAAGUCGCACAGUAAACUCACAUUCGAUGGAGUCUACAGAAAUGGAUAGUAAAGGGGUUGAAAAGGGGCAUGACGAGACCAGUUCUAAUAAUUGCGCAACAGAAUCCAAUGUUUUAAAUCCAGACACAUCUUCAACCACCAGCGUUGAUGAAAAUGCUACAAACGUUACUAGAAGAUCACAGUCCUGUGAACAUAAUAAAGUGCUUCAAAAUAACCGACCCAUAGAUACCGUUGUUGAUGAUGUUACACAGAAGAUAACGGCUGAAAUACCAUUCGAAAGUGCUGAAAAGACAGAAUCGAUCGAACCCACAGAAAAGGUCGAGAGCAAAUGCGGGAAAACAGCCAAAGAUUCAACUGAGGAUAAUCUCAAUUCUGACAGAAAAGAAAUCCUGAAGUUGAAAAAAGAUUUGGAAAGUGUUCGUGCCGAACUUCUCCAAGAAUUAAGUUCGGUAGAUGAUGAGAGAUUGGUGAUGCAAGAAUCCAUUUUGAUGGUACAGAAUAAGAUUUACCAACAACGGCGAGUUUUGUUGAAAUGUCUAAAUGAUCUGACAUCUGGAAAGUAUCAGCAAACCAACAAACAUUCAGAGCACCAAGAAGGGGAAAUCAACCAAACGUUUGGAAUCCUCGAAGAUAGAAAAGCAGAUUUGGAAAAUUUAAUGGGUAAAUUACCACGAAUGGCUGAAAAGUCUCACAACUAUAACGUGCCUGAUAUAAUAGAGGCUGGGCAAAAAAUUCUAGACGAGUGUAAAAGAAAGCUUACUCCCCUGAAGCUGUCGUAUUUAGAGUUCAACGAAGGGGAGGUGAAUUUCGAAGGACUUAGUUCUAUGAUGGGAUCUCUAAAAACUGUUGGUUAUAGUUCAGAGGAUCAGAAUGCUAUCUCGGCUAGGCUUAUAAACGGGGUUGUACCAGGGCUGCAUUCUCGAGCUCGAGUACGUGAAGUCUCUGUGGAAUCUACAUGUACGCAGAUAAGUAGCGGUGACUUGUCGGAUCAGUUUACGGUUUCGACUCAAACUGAUUUCGAUGGCGAUAAAGGAUGUGUUGGUCCAGCGGAAGGAAAGCUGAUUUUACGAGUGAAUGUGGAGGAUAUUGAAAGCAAUAUUGACCGAUGUUGUGAGAGUACGCCGUUAGAUCUGCUGGGACUAUCAUGGAGAGUUAUGGCCAACAAACACUGGAGAGAUCAGCUCCAAAUUAGGCUUUAUUACAAAAAUAUCGAACAUAUAGAAAAAUGUGUGGAGUACGUGGAAUAUGGUUAUACUUUUAAACUUGUGAAUCAUAUUAAUGAUACGUGGUCAAUUGUGAAAAAAGAAAGUCAUAAGAUCGGACGUGAUUCGUGGUGGGAUAGUGUUAUAGGAUGGGGACGAUUAGAGGAUCCUAAGUGUGGUUAUGUGUUAAAUAAAUGGUUCACAAUAGAAUCUACUGUUUCUGUUAUUGAUGUGAAGUUUUUCUAA